This is a messenger RNA of Dicentrarchus labrax (European seabass), 4793 nucleotides long. RefSeq names its product phosphatase and actin regulator 4a (gene phactr4a). Gene Ontology annotation, biological process: actin cytoskeleton organization; neural crest cell migration. The coding region runs from base 416 to 3625 and encodes 1069 amino acids. The record is from RefSeq and is a predicted model, not a curated record. The transcript has 15 exons. NCBI's taxonomy places the organism in Eukaryota, Metazoa, Chordata, Actinopteri, Moronidae. Gene Ontology annotation, molecular function: actin binding.
AGUAUUUAAUCUUCCUAACCGAGUUAACGUGCAACACCUUUUGACAGCAAAGUGUUAACAAAGAAGUUUGAAAUACUACAUUAGCGACACUCUUGGCAUUUGGUGUAUAACUCAGGGUAUGUUUGUAUGCUUUAUGUUUGUCGCCGGCUCCAGAAAGUUACUUUUGUGAGUCGCUUUGGGUCAAAAGGUAGUUAGUGGAGCUAGUUCCGCCUCGCUCUCUCUCUGUGAUGGACAGCAGCGACAAGUGUCAAAAGUAAUCAGGGGUCAACGAGGUACAGGAGAAACACGUCUCCUGCCUUUUGGAUACACUUCCACACAAGUUGACCGGUUGCCAGAAAAGGAGUGCCGUAAUAACUGCUGCUAAGUCGAAGAACUGCAAGGACAGCAUUUCUGGGGACUAUUUCAUCGCCUAUCAAUGACCUGCAAUAGAAACGAUGAGGUUGACCUGCAACACGGCACAACACCGGGUGAAGAAGGAAACUCGGGUGGGGGAACGCCUCCAACUAAACGCAAAGGCAAGUUCUCCAAAAUGGGAAGGAUCUUCAAGCCCUGGAAAUGGAGAAAGAAGAAGCCAAGUGAGAAGUUCACUGAAACAUCGAUAGCCUUGGAAAGAAAGAUUUCUGUCAGAAAAAGUCGGCAAGAGCUGAUUGCAAGAGGGCUUCUAAAGGAUAUCCCAGAGAAUGAGAGCAAUGAUGUAAACCACUCCAAAGCUCCACCAGUGAAAAAUGGACACCCUGUGCCAAUGGACAUGGACAGGGUGUCAGAAGCAGGGGUGCGAGUGUCCCGGGGGGAGUCUGACACUAAGGCGAAUGCCCUCAGGCUGCCCCAAGCAGAUGAACGUAGGAACCGAGCGCCGUCCGAUGCCUCCCGAAGUAACCGUGCACCUCUGGAUGUGGACUCUCACGCACGGCUUUCUGUGGACGUAGACAGACGGAGCCGUCUGCCGUCAGAUGUUGAUAAGAGAGGUGGCUCUUUACCCCGAGGGCCUCCACAAGAUGAUAGAUACCGCAGAGAAGAGAGGAAAGAUGGCAAAGAUGACAGGGAGGACAGAGGAAGGAAAAACAAGGAAGACAUAGAAAGAAGGGACUGGCGAGAGGAAAGGGAAAGGGAUGGGGGAGUGGACCGGAGGGAAGACAGAGACUUCAGAGAAAGGCGAGAAUGGAAAGAUGACAGAGACAGAAGAGAUGAAAGACCAGACAGGGACAAUAGAGAAAGGAGAGAUCGGGACGAGAGGGAGAGGAAGGAUCGGGACGAGAGGGAGAGGAAGGAUCGGGACGAGAGGGAGAGGAAGGAUCGGGACGAGAGGGAGAGGAAAACUCGGGACGAGAGGGAACGCAGGGAUCGGGACGAGAGGGAAAGAAUAGAUCGGGACGAGAGGGAACGCAGGGACAGGGGAGAAGAUAGGGAUCGGCGGCCUGAGAGGGAAAGGAGAGACAACAGAGAUGACAGAGAAAGAGAAGACAAGGAGAGAAAAGACAUGCGAGAAGACAGAGAGAAACGAGAGGAAAGGGACAGACGGGACGACUGGGCCAAGAGGAAUGAAAGAGAGCGACGAGAUGACCGGGAAAAGAGGGAGGAGAAGGAUAGGAGAGAAAAGCUGGAUCCUCAGCGCUCUGUGGAUGACUCGCGGCCUACAAGGCCCGUCUCUGAGAUGGACUUGCGGCCUCUUCUACAGAAGAGCUCCUCGGAGGACAAUAAACGGGCUCGUCCAGCCUCAGAGGCUGACAAGAGGACUACCCUGCCCAGAUACAUCCCAGCUGCAGAGUUCAGAGAACGCUCAGAGUCCGCUGGUGUCCGCUUCGCCCCUGACCCUCAUCCAGCACAAGACUCUCAGCAGGAACCUCCGCCAGGCAAACAGGCUCUGCUUCCCCCCAAAUUUCUCACCACUCCCUCCACUGAGUCCGGCAGGAGUCCAACCCCCACCCCUUCUUCAUCCUCCUCCUCUUCCUCCUCCUCCAUUGUCUCCGCCGCCGUAGCUGUGGCCAAGCCGCCGAGGACGGUCUCCCUAAUAGCCGACGACCCACCUCGACCCGCUCCUUCCUCUGCUGACUCUGACACCCCGCCCCCCGUCCCUCCCCAUGCCAAGCAGCCUCCUGUCCCUCCACCCAAACCCACCAACCGCAACAGCAACCCCGCACUGCUCGCCUCCUCAUUGAACAGGGGCUCUAAGGUCAGGCAGCCUUGUUACUGGACCAGCUGGAGACGGCAGAGUGAGCUCGGCCUGUACCUUUCUCUACCUGUAUACCUGCGGCACAGGGCUGCCCAGACCUGCUCAGCGGAGCUUUCACAGCAUGGCAGUGGUAUCAUCAUAGUGCCAGCACCCACUAAGCGCUCUCCACCGACGCCACCAAAGAGGAUGACCCCUGUCACCAAGCGCCAUUCUGUGGACCCAUCUCCUCCCAGUCAGGCCCCAGAGUCUCCCACCACUGACCCAGUGUCCGCCCCUGUACUGGUGCCCCCUGCUGUCCUUAAAGGAGAGAACAGCGAGGACAAGCCAACUGCAGCAGCUCCUCAGACCUCCGCCGAGUCUCUGCCUUCACUGCCGUCCCACAUACCUCCAUCCCCUCCCAGAGUUCAGUCGCUCCAGCAACCCCAGCCGCCCAGCAUCUCCUCCUCUGGUCCUGUGCCCGCCGGGCAAGCUGAUCCCCCGAGCCCGACCACCGAGCCUCCCAGCCAGCCUCCCAGCCAGCUUCCAGCCAUCCCCUUACACAUCCUCAUCCAGAGAGCCCUUGCCAGCCCCGGCCCAGCUCAGCCCAACCCAGACGGCUCCCAGAGGGCACACUCACUGCUGUUUGAGUCCCCUCCAGAAUUCCUCAUCGAGGGGCAGGGCAACUCGAGGCAUUCUCUCCCUAUCACCAUCGAACCUCUCAGGCUGCCAGAAGAUGAUGACUUUGACAUGGAGGAAGAGUUGCAGAAGCUACAGCCUCAGAGGAUUCCUCGCCAGGCCGAGCUGGAGCCCCGCAGCAGGAGGGGUUUGGUCGGAGACCCCAGAGUGAGUGUCAUCCAUGAGGGUGGAGGACCCGGGGAGAGCGAGGAGGAGUCUGACUCUGACGGCCCCAUCCUGUACAGAGACGACGACGACGACGACGACGAUGACGAGGAAGGCCCUCCGAGUGGGCUGGCGAGCCGCGUGAAGAGGAAAGACACAUUAGCCCUGAAGCUGGAGAGACAAGAGCGAGAGGAAAGGGAGGCGCAGGAGAACCACGAAGACAUGAGCUGGCACAACAGGGACCAGUGGGUGGCAGUGAGGAACAGGAUCGGUACCACACUGAACCGGCGUCUGAGUCAGAGGCCGACAGCAGACGAGCUGGAGCAGAGGAACAUCCUUCAAGCCAAGAAUGAAGCAGAUCGCCGAUUAGAGAGAUGCGAGAUCAAACGGAGGCUCACGAGAAAGCUGUCGCAGAGACCCACAGUGGCCGAACUCCAGGCGAGGAAGAUCCUGCGCUUCCACGAGUACGUCGAGUCCACCCACGCCCACGACUAUGACCGGCGAGCGGACAAACCGUGGACCAAGCUCACUCCUGCUGACAAGGCUGCCAUCCGCAAAGAGCUCAACGAAUUCAAGAGUUCCGAGAUGGAGGUUCAUGAAGAAAGCAGGAUCUACACCCGGUUCCAUCGGCCUUAGCUGUCCACGCUGACCAAUAAGGCACUUAGACUGGGAGCAGUGAGGAGGCGCAAGCCCCUCUUCCCCUGCUAUGAACUGAACGUGUGGCCCAUUUGGUCUGUUUUUUUAUUUUAUUACUGACUGCCUGCUAAUCUGCUUCAGCUGAAGACGCCCAUAACUGGAACUGAAGCGAAAGAGGCCGCGGAUCAGUUCAACCUCAGGUGGUUCUCCAGUUCUCAGACUGGAGUUCAGGACAGGAGGAGUUUGUCGGUGCGUCCAUGUUGGAGGCACCCGGUGCCAACACUAAAAAGGGGCGAGGUAGCCCGCCCUCCCGCCCUCCCUCUGCUGGGGGGUCAGAGAGCAUUAGAAUGAACUGAAAGGAUAACCAUUGGAGGGUUAUCACACUCUCACCAUGCCUUUACCUGCCUUCACAUUAUAUUCUCUCUCUUCCUCUUCCAGAACAGGAAGACUGUGCACAUAAAGAGGUUCUAUAACACUGUCGAUGGUACCACCAAACUAAUCUGGACUGUUUAAACACUGUGUUUAUAUGUUAGGUACUACCCAAGCCUUACUCCUCACAUGAUCUCACACUUAAGGUUCAGACAUAAUGUGAAAGACUUCCGGCGUACAGGAGUGUGUUUCUUAUUUAAACUCACUUGUAGCUCUAUUUGAAUCAACAGUUUGCGCUCUGCGUGUAGACCCCCAGAGCGCCGAUUCCAAACUAAUAUCCGGAAAAGCGUGCAUUUUACUGUAUUUUUAAAUGAUUCUCAUGGAGCACAUUAUCACUAGAUUAUUUUCUAAUAAGGCACCUUAUGUUCCUUAAUUGGGUGUGUAGAAAAUGGAAAAGUCUUGAGCCUAUCUAUGUUUAUAAUUGAAUUAUUCAAGCAGGAAAAUGUACAUAUUUUUAUUUUCCUGGCUGUUUUAUGGUACUUUAUAUAUGUAAGUCCAUAGUUGGCUGCAAUUGUAUAGAUCAACUGUGUAGAUUUGAUUGACUUUAUAUUGUACAUCCACAGUAAUGCUGACCUGUUUUAAUUGUAAAGUAUUUCUCAAAUGUUGUUUCCAAGUAGUAAUGAGACAAAAUAUUUCUUUUUUUUUUUGAUACAGAGAUCUUUAACAUGUUUUUGCAAACCACACUGAAUACAUGAACAAUCCAUUCAGAAAUUAAAAUAACUUGUGAUUUUCAUUUCAA